Messenger RNA from Cololabis saira (Pacific saury), 3028 nucleotides. RefSeq names its product prolyl 4-hydroxylase, transmembrane b (gene p4htmb). Lineage: Eukaryota; Metazoa; Chordata; Actinopteri; Beloniformes; Belonidae. Bases 635 to 2134 code for a protein of 499 amino acids. The record is from RefSeq and is a predicted model, not a curated record. Gene Ontology annotation, cellular component: endoplasmic reticulum. Gene Ontology annotation, molecular function: iron ion binding; L-ascorbic acid binding; procollagen-proline 4-dioxygenase activity. The transcript has 9 exons. Gene Ontology annotation, biological process: peptidyl-proline hydroxylation to 4-hydroxy-L-proline.
UUUGUCAGCGGGGGAGCUUAAGGAAAUGGCGUGCAGGCUACUGUAGAUAAUGUGUUCAAAGGAAGACUGUUUUUUUCCCUCUGUAUCCAUCGAUAUUUCGGUCAUUUGAGUGACUAUUCGUGCAGCCUGGUCCUCGGGUGGACGCCAGGCCAGGUUUAUGGAGGAGUAUGAGCCGCGUCGCGGUGUCGGAUGCGCAUUGCGCCGCAGUUGCUGUUGCUGAGGAGGACCGAUGCUGCGUAAACAAGACUGUCCGAAGCUGCAGAAGCCGCUGUCUUUGAGCACUUACAUGUAAUAUAUUAUUAUAAUAAUCACACAUUUAUGGCCGUCAACAGAUGUGUGGAAUCGUCUCGAAAGAGUAGGGUAUUGAUUUCUCCGGAUUAUUAUCGAUGUGGAUUGUGGAAGGACUUUAGUUUUUAUUCUAAGGCAGGGAAUUAAGUGAGUGCUAUUUAAUUAUUAUUAUUAUUAUUAUUAUUAUUAUUAUUAUUAUUAUUAUUAUUAUUAUUAUUAUUAUUAUUAUUAUUAUUAUUAUUAUUAUUAUCAUUUGUUGAUUAAACUGGACACCUGCCACUGGGCACAUCUGCUGCUUGUGGGCAGCCACGACAUGCUGAUGUUUCCCCAUGAAUAACUCAUCCAAAUGAGUGCCAAUAAGCAGGAGCGCGCAGCCGCGGAGGACGCGCCUGCGUCCGGCAGCCUCCCCUCGCCGCUGCGGCCGCCGGCAGACCGCCUGCCCUGCCACAGCAAGAGCAGCGUGUGCUCCCGCUCCUACUUCGUGGUCGUGAUGGUGUUCUUUCACGUGUACAUCAUCAACGUGAUAUUGCUGCUGUUCUACGUGCACUACAGCAGCGGCAGCAGCGAGGACUCCAGCCGGAGUCCAGACGCGUCCAGCGGCGGCGGCGGCGGCCAGCGCUCCGAGGCGCGGCGGCCGCCGGCCAAGCCGGAGUUCGUGCAGGAUGUUUCCCUGACGAGGAUCGAGGGCAUAAAGGUGGGACAUGUCCAGAAGGUUUCACUGGUUCCGGGCAAAGUGCACGAGAUGCGGACCCUGAGCCUCAAACCGCUUCUGUUUGAGAUCCCUGACUUCCUGUCAGAAGACGAGUGUCGUGUAGUAAUGCAGCUGGCACAGCUGAAGGGUUUGAUGGAGAGCCAGCUGAUGGUGCAAGAAGGUCAAGAAGAGCUGGCCAAGGAGCUCAACCUCAGCCCAGAGGAGAUCUUCAAUCUCCUCGAUACCAACCACGAUGGACAGUUGCAGCUCCAUGAGAUCUUGACACAUUCUCGCGUUAGAGAUGGCAUCUGGCUCACACCAGAAAAUCUGCGCGAAAUCUAUGCCGGGCUCAAAGCUGACAAAGAUGGUGACGAUUUGCUGAGUCUGGAGGAGUUCAAACUUCUAAGCGCCGACGCCUUCCAGCGCUUCCUGCUGCAGCGAGGGGUGAAAAGGAGUCAGUUGGUGCGGAACAGCAGGCACACCUGGCUCUAUCAGGGAAAAGGAGCACACCGGGUCCUCCAAGACAUUAAGGACAGGGUGACACGGCUCACUCAGCUCCCGCCCGCAUUAGUGGACCUCAGUGAACCUCUGCAGGUGGUUCACUAUGAACAGGGAGGACACUACCAUGCCCAUCAUGACAGCGGACCCGUCUACCCUGAAACAGCAUGCACGCACACGCGCCUGGUGGCCAACACCUCCACUCCUUUUGAGACUUCUUGCAGGUACAUCACUGUUCUCUUCUACCUGAACUCUGUUGAUGGGGGCGGGGAGACUGCCUUCCCAGUGGCAGACAACAGGACCUAUGAUGAAGUGUCCCUUAUACAGAAUGACGUGGAUCUUUUGGACACCAGGAGAAACUGUGACAAGAGCAACCUGAGAGUGAGGCCUGCAAAAGGCACGGCAGUGUUUUGGUACAACUACCUCUCUGAUGGAAAGGGUUGGGUGGGGGACCAGGAUGAAUAUGCCUUGCAUGGAGGCUGUGUGGUCACCCAUGGCACUAAGUGGGUUGCCAAUAAAUGGAUAAACAUUGAUCCGGACUUCCAGCGGCAAGCUCGUUAUCAGCAGUUGGUGUCACAGCUGCCUGAAGAUGAGGAUGAUGAAGGUCUGACUAUGAACACAGACGUCCAGAGUCCCAGCAUCCAUCAAGAAUUGUAGCUUAUAGACCAAAUAUACAUUUUGAAGAAAAAAAAUAUAUACAUGUAUAUAUUCCUAGCCUUCCUCAGUCCUGUGCACAACAUUUUUCGGAGUCAUCCUCUGUGGCCAAUUUGUAGAUGCAAGAUUGAUUCAGGGAAUGAGGUCACAGAGGGUUUAUGCAACAGCGAAGAGAUGCAUUUUAAUACUGCUAUCCUGUUAUUCUGUUUUAUUUAUCAAUGGUAUGUCACACUGAAGCCUCUUGAGGCAUUGUGUCUAAAAGUGUCUGAACGCAUGUAAGAUUUAAUUACAUCCAGCAGCACAGUUUCAGAUUGCAAAAAAUACUUCCCUUUCCAUCCACAUCUUCCAAUCAUGGAGAAGCUGAAGUGGCAGAUAAAACAUAGAAGGCUGAUGCUACACAGAGUGUGUCAGAUAUGGUGUGAUAUACUGGAAGUGUGAGGAUGGAUAGGAUUGGCUUGUUCUAUGAUAACAUAGUGAUUCCUAUUUCCAAGUCCAUUAGCACUGAUCAAAACAUAGUUAUGAAUAUUGUGUUGGCUUUCUGUCACUACAUUCUCCCAACUGUCACACACUGGGAGUAAAUAGCAUUUUUGUUUGCAUGCAUUACCUUUACAAAUGUUACUGUUCCUAAUGAGCAACCAGGAAUAAUCUGCAGUUGAAAACUGCAGUGUCUGCCAUUACCAAACGAGAGGUCACACCCCUCAGUGUGAUGCAUGAUGCCUUGUACUUGUCUCUUGAAUCCAUCCUUACUGUUUUGUCAUAGAAUGCACAACAAAUCCAAAUGCACAAGAUAUUGCUCAGAUGUCCAGAUUUCAUUUUAUUUAUUUAUUUAUUUAUUAAGUGUUUAAAAGGCACUGACCCACUGUUCCUCUCUUAAUAAAGUUAAACUAAGCUCAUGUA